Molecule: messenger RNA, 1814 nt
Organism: Meriones unguiculatus (Mongolian gerbil)
Lineage: Eukaryota; Metazoa; Chordata; Mammalia; Rodentia; Muridae
Gene: Ptp4a3
Product: protein tyrosine phosphatase 4A3
Exons: 6
Coding region: 972-1493 (173 amino acids)
Biological process (GO): endothelial cell migration; protein dephosphorylation
Cellular component (GO): nucleus
Molecular function (GO): protein tyrosine phosphatase activity
Source: RefSeq, a predicted model, not a curated record
CAAGCCCUGCUCCAGAAGGCUGUCAGGGUGAUGCAGCCACUGGGGCAGGUGGAGACUGACAUCUGUCUCCAUUCUUGGGCUGGGGAGCGCAGGGUUCCUGCACAGGACUCUGUCCCGGCGGUGGAGGCAGUGCAGCCCAGGAGAAGAUCCUUCUGGAAGGCUUCAGGAGAGCUGGACUGUGCCUUCUGAAGACCAGUGUGAGAUUGAUGGAGGAGCCCCAGGAGGGCAGCUCUGACUACUGCCGUUCCCAACAUCGUGGGUGCUGCUGCUGAGGAGGCCUGCGCCCCUCUGGCCCUCACCAUUGCCCUUGCCUCCCAAUGGCCUCUGCUGUCAGGCCAGAGGCCAGCACUGCUGCCUGAGUCCGCUGCCCCUCUCCAGGACUUGCCGUUCCCUGAUGGGGUAACGUGACAGACGCCCGGAUCAGAGGCUGCCUGCCCACCACGGCCCAGGGCUGCCAGAGCUGGUUGAGUUCAAGUUCAUUUUCCCUUUGGUCCUGAGUGCUGGGGUCCAGCUCUGAGCAAAGGGGACUCUCCUCUAUCCACCCAUGCAGAGAGGGUGUCCCCAGCAACGGCCCCAUAGAGGACACUGCUCUGAGGCCAGAGCCAACAACUUGAAGUUCUCUUUGCUUGGGUUUUUUGGUUGUCGUUAUUUUUAUUUUUGUCUCCUUGUAACUACUCCACUCUGAGAGACAGGACUUUGGAGCUGCCCAUCUUGCUGGAGGAGGGGGUUGUUUGCCUCUCUCUCUCUCUUUUUUAACAAUUGGGUUUUUUUGGAAAUAUCCACCACCAGGCAGCUUCCUCUCUGUCUCCCAAGUAUUUGCACAAUAUUUGUGCGGGUUGUGGGGGCGAGGUUUUUAAGAAGUCUUUUCUUUUUGGACAAGCACGGGGAUCUCACUGGACUUGGUGUGGGGGGCUGGGGGACCCCCCGCGCAGCCCUUGCUGGCCAGUCCUCUCUGGGUCCCCGGGGGAGGCAUGGCCCGCAUGAACAGGCCCGCGCCUGUGGAGGUGAGCUACCGAAACAUGCGUUUCCUCAUCACCCACAACCCCAGCAACGCCACGCUCAGCACUUUCAUCGAGGACCUGAAGAAGUACGGGGCUACCACUGUGGUGCGUGUGUGCGAAGUGACCUAUGACAAGACCCCUCUGGAGAAGGACGGCAUCACUGUUGUGGACUGGCCCUUUGAUGACGGAGCGCCCCCUCCUGGAAAGGUGGUGGAGGACUGGCUGAGCCUGCUGAAGGCCAAGUUCUACAAUGACCCGGGCAGCUGCGUAGCUGUGCACUGCGUGGCGGGUCUGGGAAGGGCUCCCGUGCUCGUGGCGCUCGCCCUCAUCGAGAGCGGGAUGAAGUAUGAGGAUGCCAUCCAGUUCAUCCGGCAGAAGCGCCGUGGGGCCAUCAACAGCAAGCAGCUUACCUACCUGGAGAAGUACCGGCCUAAGCAGAGACUGCGGUUCAAAGACCCACACACGCACAAGACCAGAUGCUGCGUCAUGUAGCUCAGGGCCUGGCCCUGUGUACCCUUUACUCCUGUGCCUCAUUGCAUCUGCGUCUGAGGAGUCCAAUGGCUGUGUGCGUUCCUGAUCUGUCCCUGUCUGUGCCCACGUCUGUCUUUUUGAGGCUGUCCCUGAACCUCCUGCCAGUCCUGUCCAACCCCUCCACCCCCCUGACCAGGCCUGCUCCCUGGCCUGUGGAUUGCAGGUGGGUGUUUUUAACCACUGGGCCCAGUGCCUCAGCGGCGCCGCCCUCACCCUCACCUUUUUUCGGCACCUUUGUUACCGGGUGCUCUGGACUCUAAAGGCAAUAAAUCAGGAGCUGUG